Molecule: messenger RNA, 11681 nt
Organism: Pangasianodon hypophthalmus (striped catfish)
Lineage: Eukaryota; Metazoa; Chordata; Actinopteri; Siluriformes; Pangasiidae
Product: solute carrier family 25 member 53
Exons: 2
Coding region: 7596-8492 (298 amino acids)
Source: RefSeq, a predicted model, not a curated record
CUAGUCUUAAACACCAUCUUUAUAUUAUCUUGCGUGGAUUGCGAGUAGCUUGACUAGAUGCUCAGCCAUUCGGGUGACAGUCUGUUACACUUUAAUUUAUUUGGGCUUAAUUUGUAUAAGUAGCUUGCUAGAUGUGUAUCUACACAGGCAGAAAAUUUAAGGUAGUUGAGUGAGGGUUUUUUCCCUUCUUCUUCUUUUUUUUUGUUUGUUUUAGUAGAGGCUGGGGCAUCAUAACUUGGGGUCUCUGCAGGCUGGAGCUUCCUUGACAGUCUAUUUGUUUUCUUUUUUCCACUUUUUUAUUUUAAAUUUGAAUGUAUUUUCUGAAAUGACUUAGCCACCCUUUCUUAGGAUCCAUCAUGAAAGAGCUAAUUCUGUUUCUCUUUUAUAUAUGUUGGGUUUCCGUUGUUUUGCAUUUCAUAUUGCUAAAUUUGUUCUUAUUAAAGAAUUGUGACAAAGAGCAAGGAAAUUGACUUGGGCUGCUUUUUCUUAAACCUAGUCUUCAUGAAUUGUAAGUUGGAUGAUAGUCGUGUACUGCUUCUUAAACUAAUUUUUUUUCUUGGAAUGAAGAUUUUGGAAAACCUCCGUUAAAUUUGGUAUUUAGUUUUACGCUGAGUAAAUCCAGCAGGUAAUAUUUGGGUCAGAUCCAUUAACUAACUUGGCCAGUCACGAACAUUUUACUUAUUGACUCUGACAAGCUCUUUAAUUAACUUAUCGUUACAGAGUGAUGCACAGAUCCCACAGUUUCGAGGCAGGUAGUUGGAGCCGAUUGGUUGAGCUGAUUCCCGCUACAACAGAAUUAAUCUUGGCGCUAUGAUACGUAUACUUUUUUUGGCCAUUGUAUCACACACAUCUACCUAGGCUUGUGAGAUAUCGAUUUUUCACUGAAUGCAAUUUUCCAUUUUAAAAUAUCACAAUAAAUGGUUUAAUUGUCCAGAGCAAGCCUAAAAACAACAGGAAAAUGAACAUUAACACCAUUUCAGGUUUAAGGAGUAUAUAGGAGGGCUUAAUAUUAUUCACCACCUGGGCAGGCGAGAACUGUGGCAAACACAAUAACUCACCUAGAUGGGGGAUUUUUAAGUAAUUCUGCAGUAAUGUGCGGUAAAUAGUUUUUAAAAAAUACCAUAACAACAUGUUUAGAUGUAAUCUUUUUACAAAUAGGUUGUCUAAUGUUCACAGUAUUGAGCAGGAGAGCGUCGGUCAAAGAAGUAUGUUUAAUCACUUUCUAAUUAUCAUCACUAUUAACAUUAUUUGCAAAGUGACAAUUGGACACUUUGUUGUAGGCCUGUUUAAUCUUUUUGGGUCAAAAUCUUCUUUAGUUAAGUGUUUGUUCUCCUUAGCUAGGUUUAGACAAGUAUAUAUUUAACAUUAGUUAAAUAUAAGAGCUAAGCUUUCUAUUUGACAUGCUAUAUGGGCUUGUAAGAGGAGGAUCUCAGUGAUUCUUGGGGAAGUUCCUUAUGGUUGUCUUGCACACACACUAGACACACUAGGUUCAGCUGUGCUGGCAUACCUGGUGUUGGCCCAAGAUCAAGUUGGUCAAGAGCCAUCCUGCAUCCUGCCCCAAGAAUCAAUUCCUGCCAGCUGGAGUUUCCAAAGCAAGCAAUAAAAUUGCCAGCGUGAUGCCUGUGCUUGUGAUAUGCAUGGCAAUCUCAAAAGCCAAAAUAUCAUUAUGGCACCUGCACUCGGUGCUUGGGCAGUGUGCAUCUGUGCGUAGCAUCAGACAUUGACCACACAAGAGUGAAUCCUGCAUUAUCACACUUUACUUUCCUUUUAGAGCCUAGAGAACUAGUGCUUAGGCCACAGCACUCUCACGGCUGCGGCCCGGGUUCGAUAUCCGGCCGAGGAACCGACCCCAGCCACUGGGGUUGCGUGCAACAGUGCGCUCUCAGUACCGGUCCCAAGCCUGUAUAAAAAUUGGGGAGGGUUGCAUCAGGAAGGGCAUCCGGCGUAAAAACUGUGCCAAAUCAAAUACGCGGACCAGUGAUCCACUGUGGUGACCCCUAACGGGAGUAUCCGAAAGAGGAACAUCUUUCCUUUUAGAGCCCAGCUGUGAAUGUCGUGGGAAGCAGUAUUUUAGUUAUUCACCACAAGGAGCACUAUUUCAAGGGAAACCCUCCAGGAAAUGCAGUGAGUAAGAAAAGAGUGGUAAGUGCUCUGUGAAUUUAUCAAAUAUCACACUGAAAAACUUAUGAAGGUAAUAGGCUUAGCUUUGGCGGACAGGUUCACCUUUAGCUCUGACUGUAGUCACAGGCUUUUAUGCACGUAGCUCAAAGAAGGCCGCCGAGUACGAGGCGUGAAGAAUAAAGCGAACAUCAGCCGUUAAGGAUGGUAUUUUAUAAUGUCAUAAGGUCACCAUGUGACUCUGUGGUAAAGGUCUAACCAUGUAUAUAUAUAUCGUGACCCAUCUAACUAAAAUGACAAAGUACCAGGUUGCUAAUUUUUUCAAUGACGACGAAUGUUUCAAGUGUCACCUGUCAUGGAACCUUUUAGAGACCCUUAUAUUUAUUUGCUUCCAACUAACAGCUAAAAACAGCAGUCCAUACUCUGAACUGUAUGUCUAACAUUUGUGGUGGGAUCACACUAAUAAUCUGAAUAUCACACCAGUCAAACUACAUGGCUGCUUUUUUUCUUUGUUUCACUUCAUGUGGCAUUUUGAUUCCCACUACAGUUUUAACCAGGAAGUUCAUGUGACUUCAGGUGAAUAAUAAUUCUGCCAAGGUGUGAAAACACAGUGAUUAAGGUCUGAUUAGCUCAGUAUGAAACUGGCUGGGAGUAAACAACACAGUCCUGAAGGUCAGUAUUCACAAGUUUAUUGACACUAUCGCGGCCAUUUGUGUGUUAUCAGAAUCCUGAAAGCCUCACUUCAUGACAUUCAAAUACCUGACAACUGUUAACCCUAAUGAAUUGUGUUGACCACAUUGUCAAUGUCACUAUCAAGUCUUUUGCCUACAGCCCUACAAAAUGGCCAACAAUAAUGUUAUUGAUCUAUUAAUUGACUGUUAUUGUACUGAAACUAUACUUGUACCCCACAAUGAUUUCCUAAACAUGUCACGUGUCGAGUGAUUUGAUCUCUUUUUUCGGGCAAAUUUGCCUUGAGGUGAAGUGAAGCUACAUACUGUUUCAUGAACUAUUCUUAAUGACAAAAUGAAUACUUCUUCUGAUUCUUUGGUCUUAUUUAUUUAAGGUUGUUUUUUCUGUUUUAAUCAAGAACUAACCCUGUCUUGCUAAAUUUACUAAUACUAAUUCUAGUAUUACGUUUAGACAACGGUACAAAUAAUGCUUAAUGCCACUGCAGCCACUGAAACUAAAACCUUUGUGAAUUACUCUUCAUUGCAAGAUAGUCAAGACAGUCUUUUUAAACUCAAACAUGAAAUCUUGACCUUCAAUAUCAUUAAGGCAUUUUCAAAUUUACCUAAAAUGAACAGCACAUUUAUUGGAUUUAAUAUAAAUUUGAUAUUGUUUUUCACACCAUUCUGUGAAUAUAGUGCAUGCAAAUCCCAGGAGAUUAGCAGUUUCUCAAAUGCUUAAACCACCUUGUCAAAGAACCAUGCCACAGUCAAAGUCCCAGAGAUCACAUUUUUCCCUCAUGGUGAUAUUUGAUAUGAACAUUAACUGAAGCUCUUGACCUGUAUCUGCAUGAUUUUAUGCAUUGUACUGGUGCCACAUGAUGGACUGAUUGGAUAAAUGCAUUAAUGUGCAGAUGAUAAAGUGGAUGGUGAGUAUGAGAUGUAACCGUGUACGAACACAUUAUUCAGACUGAACAGAUAAUGUGUUCUUAAUGAACACAAGUAGAUAUGACUCAAAGAUGCAGGAUGUAGACACAGGUUAACCAAAAAAGGGCAGGUGAAGAAAAAGACCAGGUGACAUUUUCCAUUCUUCAGCUGCCCAGUUUCAGUGAUAUGUGCCCUCUGUGAGAUAAUUGUAGUUCUUGGCUGACAGGAGUAGGAAACUGUUGUAGCCCAUACACCAUAAGGUUUGCCAUGUUGUUCGCUGCAUGAUGUUAUGCAUUGCACUGCUGGAACAUGAUGAUUGUGUAUUUGCAUGAAUGACCAGCUGUACAGGUGUUCAUUAAAAUGUACACUCACCAUCCACCUUAUUAGGAACACCUGCACAUUCAUGCCGUUAUCUAAUCAGCCAAUCAUGUAGACAAAAAUCAUGCAGAUACUGGUCAACAGCUUCAGUUACACAUCAAACAUCAGAAUGGGGAAAAAGUGUGAUCUCUGUGACUUUGAUCGUGGCAUGGAUGUUGGUACCAGUUGGGCUGGUUUGAGUAUUUCAGAAACUGCUUUCUUGGAAAUUUCACACACAACAGUCUCUAGAGCAGACAUGUCAAACUCAAGGCCUGUGGGCCACAUCUGGCCCGUGAUACAAUUAUAUCCGGCCCCGAGAUAAUUUCAUAUGUCUAUUAUUAAUGGCCCCCUGGUAAAUUGCACUCACACCACUCAUACUACAAAUCCCACAAUGCACUGCAACAUCUGCCAUGCAGCGAAUAGCCGUGAGUGCCAGCCCCUCCUCCCUGCUGCUUUAAUGACACUCAUCAGUGGUCAGCGGUGAAUGCAUGGGUCAGCACCUAUACAGUGACAUUUAAGCUAGCCAUCCCCCAAAAAAUGGCCAAAUGAAAAGUGGACUUUGAAAACAGGGGCUUUCAAAACAGGUGGGAGGCAGAGUACCUGUUUGUUGACAUUGAAGGUAAACCUGGGUGCCUUUUUUGCGGGGCUAAUGUGGCUGCAAUUAAAGAAUAUAACAUGAGACGGCACUAUGAGACAUAUUUUUUAUUUAUUUUUUGAGAAAAAUUAUUGUAGUCUGGCUGUUCAAAUUCACAUUUCUGUUUAAAUCACAGUCAGUUUUAAACUGUUGAAUAAAAGUUAAUCCUGUUUGGCCAGCAACUAGACCGUGUUUUAAAUUUUGGCCCCUUCUGUGAUUGAGUUUGACACCCCUGCUCUAGAGUUUACACAGAAUGGUGCGAAAAACAAAAAACAUUGAGUGAGCGACAGUUCUGUGGUAGGAAAUACCUUCUUGAUAAGAGAAAUCAGGAAGGGUAACUCAUAUAAUCAAUCUUUACAACGGUGGUGAGCAGUAAAGCAUCGUCACAUGCACAACACAUUGACCUUGAGGUGGAUGGGGUACAACAGCAGAAGACCAGAUCCACUCCUGUCAGCCAAAAACAAGAAUCUGAGGCUAUCAUAGGCACAGACUCACUCAAACUGGACAGUUGAACACAGGAAAAAGCCCAGGUGAUUUUUUUUUUUUCUAAUCUUCAACCGUCCGAUUUGGGUGAGUCUGUGCCUAUGAUAGCCUCAGAUUCUUGCUCUUGGCUGACAGGAGUGGAACUUGAUGUGGUCUUCUGCUGUUGUACCCCAUCCACCUCAAGGUCAGUGUGUUGUGCAUCGUGAUGUGAUGUGAUGUGUAUGCUAAGAUGAUUUUCUGCUCAACAUGGUUGUAAAAAGAGUGCUUAUUUGAGUUACUAUAGACUUCCUCUCAGCUCAAACCAGUCUGGUCAUUCUCUUCUGAUCUCCCUCUUCAACAAGGUGUUUCAGGCUGCAGAUCCUCCGCUCACAGGUUGUUUUUUGUUUUUUUCGCACCAUUCUGUGUAAACUCUAGAGACUGUUGUGUGUGAAAAUCCCAGGAGAUGAGCAGUUUCUGAAAUACUCAAACCAGCCCAUCUGUCACCAACACAUGCCACGGUUAAAGUCACUGAGAUCACAAUUUUUCCCCAUUCUGAUGUUUGAUGUGAACAUUAACUGAAGCUCUUGACCUGCAUCUGCAUGAUUUUAUGCAUUGUGCUGCUGCCACAUGAUUGGCUGAUUGGAUAACUGCAUAAAUGAGCAGGUGUACAUGUGCCCGGUGACUGGUGAGUAUAUAUUUAGAGGCCAACAUGCUGGGUUGUUUUGCAAGGAUGGAAAAUCCUGGGAUCAUGAGCAGGAGCCUAAGCAGGGCCCCCUCACCACCCUGCCAUACACAAAACAAUGAAUGGAGCCCUGACCCUCCUGCCCUGCAACGCAAAAUAAGAUGCAUACAUUACUACAUUACUCAUGAGUAUUUGAGUAGCCUUGAGGUGCUAUUCAGAAGUCAGCUUUACCAUAGAUGACUGGCAUUUUUCUUGCUUUUCAACUGACAAACUUCAACCUGGGUUGUUCAUGAUUUCUGACCCAGGUGAUGAAGUGGAAUUCUGGACUCCUGAAUGUCUACAAUUCCUUGACAAAGGGCUGUUGAUUGCAGUUUGCUACAAACCCCAUUAUAAUGACAUUAUAAUGUGUUUCUUAUAGCACAAACAAUUACAAUAUAGCUAAUUUAUGCCAAUAUACCGUACAUGUGCCUUACUAAAUAUAGCAUAAAACUGGUUUGCCAGACUGAGUUGUCUUUUGGGGUUCUUGUUCACUGACUUCACAUUUCACAAUGACAACUGUAGUGACAGGGCCAAACCUGUGUGUGACAUGUUCGACAAGCGUAAUGAAAAACUGGGACACAAAACUAGCCUACAGAAUCUUCAGACUUGAGUUUUGUGGGAUUGUUUGGAAGUUGGAACAGAGCUUGUGGGAUUAUUUGGAAGUUGGAACAGACACUGGUAGCAACCUUAUCUGAUAGAACUGGCCCAAUUUUAGCCUAAUAGCCUAAAGAAAAAGAAAAAAAAAAACAAUAGAAACCCUCAGGUGUUAAUGGUUAGCUAUAAUGGGAAUUGUGUUGGUUUUAAUGGAAACUGUAAUGGUCUCUACUGCUAAUUUGUUACCUUCUACUGGUGGCAUGCUAUGACUAGUGGAUACCAUUAAGGACCAAUAAAAUGGUUUUAAUGGUUAGUAAAAUGGUUUUAAUGCUUAGCUGAUGGUAUGUAAUGGUAUUUUUAGUGGAAACCAUUAUAAUUUCUGUGCUGGUGUCUAUUGUUUUGUUGUUUUUUUUCAGCAGGGAGUGUAAGCUAAUGUAAACCAUAAACCGAAUUUGCUAACAAACUAGCUAACAUUAGGCUAUUAAGCAACCCAGUCCUGAUUAAAUAAAAUUAAAUAAAAAUGCGAAGAUAUACAAACACAGCGUUUCGACUGCCAGGGGGAAUGUUUGUAAAAUGAUUUGGACACAAAAUUUCACUUUCACCAAAUGUAACAGUAUCUGCACAUUUAUUCAUUUAUGUGUUGUUGGGAUGCUUUAGCUAAGCUUCUCAGUGGUGUUACGCCUUCCAUUGCAUUGGUGAAUAUUGUACUGUAUAACCACAUUUUGUGAUGGUUUUCCAGUCAGAUACACGCUCUAAGGGCGUCACGGCACACUCUCAUGAUUGGCUGUGUUGUCGUGGGGGAUGUUUGCAGCCGUACAAGCCCAGGAGCAUCACCGUUUCACUGAGUUUCACCUUCCUGCGUCGAGAAUAAGGGAACAAAGAAACCAUGAACAGUCUAACGGAAAUAUAGGCUACGUGUUCGAGUUUCAUUUCCUUUAUAUACGAGGGGACGGUGAUGUAAAACUCCUUAUAAGGAAACAGAAAGGAGUGACGCUGGAGCGGUGCACGCGAUCAGAGAAAGACGACAGAAACAUAAGGUGCACCCUUUUAUUUCGUCCCGGUGGAUAAAAUCCGAAAACCCAUCCAUCAUCCAUCCCAUUGUCAGUUGUUUCAAGCAAUGUGCUAUUCAUCAAAGAGAGAAAUGCAGCAAAAUCUUGCAGACAGCAAUGGAAAGAAUGACCUCUCAGAGCCAGUUAUUCCUCUCCAUAGUUACAUGCAUGGUGGAAUAUCCAGCCUCGUCUGCACCGUCAUCACUUUCCCCGUGUACAAAACUGUGUUUCGCCAGCAGUUGCACAGCACACUGAUCCGUGAGGCUGUGUUGCAGCUGUAUGAGGAAGGGCUGCUAAAGCUUUACCGUGGAGUAGUGCCACCCAUGCUGAUGAAGACUCUUCAGGGAACCAUCCUCUUUGGCUUCCAGAACACUUUCCUGCAGCAGCUAUCCCCUUGGGCUGAAAUAUAUUUUCCCAGGGCAGUGCUUCCUGCCGUGGCCGGGCUCGGGACAGGGGUAGUGGAGUGUUUGUUUUUUACCCCCUUCGAGCGCGUACAGAGUAUCCUACAAAACAGUGGCAACGAUCGUAGCCUUCCCACUCUCAGCAAAAUUGUGGGCCGGCUGAGGUCCGAAACGUUAGCGAAUGGAUGGUACCGAGCUUUUUUACCCACUCUUACUCGCAACGCAUUAGGGAGCGGUCUUUACUUUGGCCUGAAGGAUCCAUUGGCCAGAGUGUUAUGUGAGAAAGAUUGUCCCCCCAUAGCCUCAUCUUUUGUGUCAGGGAUGGUCAGCUCCAUUGUGAUUAGCUUGCCCUUGUAUCCACUCUCAGUGCUGGUGGCCAACAUGCAGGCCCAAGUCGGUGGAGAUAACCUGGGGGUGAGGGCCAGCUGGCAUCAGCUGUGGCAGAAACGACAGCGAAGUCUGGUAUUGCUGUACCGUGGAGGAUCACUGGUCAUCCUGCGCUCUUGCAUCUCUUGGGGCAUCACCACUGCCAUAUACGACCAGCUGAUGAAACGCUCAGGCUGAGGAAUACUAUCAGGACAACUUCUCCUCUGGAAGGUGGAUAUAUUGAAUUUGUGAAAACGUUUAACAUUUAACCACUAAACCCAUCUCAGGCAGCAGUUUCUCAUUUCUUUUCAAGGUUUCAUGGCUAACAAUGGCUGCAUUUUGCUCUUAAAUGAGUAACAGGGCUGAUUGUUAGCAUGGAAUUAGCAAAUACAUGAAAUGUGUUUAACUAGCAUCCAUACUAAUGGCAUAAGGACAUUAAAAACAUUCAAAUGAUUAACUUAAAAUUAUUUUUCAAAGUGACCUUGCCAGUCGAUAUCACAAUAUCAUUUAAAAUUAAUUUUAAAAAAAAUGAAGAACAUACUUUUCUUCUUCACAUGAUCUUCAGGAAAUUUGGAUGAUGCAGCUUCUUGCUGAACAUGUGACUUGUGGAAUAUUACUGAAGCAUGGGGUGUUAAAUGGAUUCACAUAUUAUCCAUUACAGUAUUUUGAUGAUGUGUAGGUGAUAGUGCUGUUUUCUAAACUCUGUAGAGAGGUUUUAUUAAUAUUUUAAUUUAUUUAUCUGAAAUACGCACAUAAGCUGUUGUGAAGGACACUUUACUCGUGUUUAAGAUGGAUUUUACCUUUGUUUUAUAUACAUAUUUGGAAAUUAUUAUUAUCAGUGGGUCACAGAUGGCCCAGUUUGUAUAAUCAUCUUAUCACUGAUGAUAUCCUGAGUAUGUGAGUUAACGAAGUAUUGUUAACUGUAUAGCUUAACCACCAAAUUACUGUGCUUUGGACCAACAUGCUCAGGCAUUACUGAUGUUAUAAGGUGAAGUAAAUGGAUAAAACAGUGCCUAAAAAUGUAAUCUUUUUGUAUUUCAUAUGGUUUACAUAAUUCCCUAUUCACCAGUAGUUAUUAAGUCAUUUAUCUCAGGGUUACAAACAAUCACAGAGGUACUAUUAAAGGCAGGACAAGUGACAAAAUUUACAUUGUUCUUUACUUAGAAGGACCAGAACCUUACAUGCCAUCAAGUGAAUUGUGAAUAUAAUCUCAUACACUAUUACUAAAUAUAAUCAUAUAAAAUAUUAUCUAUCUAGGCUUUGCAAAAUAAAAAAAAAAGAUAACAAAAGAGUGGAUCACCAUUAUACUGAAUGAAUACCCACUUAAUGCUUAACUGACUGGAUUUCAGGUGCUCAAUUCUUCUCGACUACUACAUGAAAUGACCUGCUAGUUUGAAUUGCUGUUUUCUUUUUAAGUUAGAAUAGAUGCAUCACUGUUGCCCUUGAAGCUCCAAGCCACCUACAUUGAAUGUGCUGCUCAGGCUCUGAAAUAAAUGUCCUGAGACUAAAAUCUUUCUAUCAAAGUGAUCAGCAGCAUGAAUACUUGGCCACUCUUCUCAUAGCCGUUUAUGCAGUUUUUGAAAAGAGCAAGGGCGUAAUUUAUUUUCAUUCAUGUAUACAUUUCACAUAUGUGUUUGGUAUUCAUUUUAAUUUUACUUCAGUAUGUGAUUUGACCUUUUUUCACCUCUAGUCAUAGUGACAUCAGGUAUUUCUGGAUGAAUUCUGAGCCUUCCUGUGGGAUUUACAGGCCAUGUCCUGUAUAACUCCUCAAAAAUGGCACAGAAAGAGAUUUAUUAUUAUGACACCUACGGAGAGGACGCUCGAAUUCUGGAUUUCUGAUUUCCAGGAUUCAUGACAUGGUUGAGAAUUUUAUGUAGUCCAUGAACCCAUAGUCCUAAAUAACAAAUAACAAAACUAUCUGUAAAAAAAAAAAAAAAAGUUACUAAGAAUUUCACUAAACAUUAGAUUCAUUUUUAAUGUGUAAUGAAAUUCUAGUGAAAUUCCUAGUGACUUAGUAUUAUUUUGUCUUCUGGGAAACAUGUAAAUAUCUUAUGUUGCUUCUGAAGGGCAGUACUAAAUGAAAAAAUAAGAUCUUUAAACAAAAUAAUGACAAUUUACACUGAUCAUCCUGUUCAAAAGUUUACACCCCCCUGGCUCUUAAUGUAUCGUGUUGCCUUCUUGAGCAUCAGUGAAUGUUUGCAGCUUUUGUAAUAGUUGUGUACGAGUCCCUCAGUUGUCCUCAGUGUGAAAAGAUGGAUCACAGCAUCAUAUAGCCGCUGUUGGAAAGGGGUCAAACACGCAGAAGAUGCUGGAAAAGCAAAUAAUGUGCAGGGACAGGAGGAUUUUUCUGAAGAACAGUUUAACUGCUCAGGACAAACAAGAGACUCAUGAACAACCAUCACAAAACAUAAACACAGUCGUUGAUCUUCCAGAUAACAACACACAGUAUUAAGAAUCAAGCGUAUGUAAACUUUUGAACUGUUCCACUUGUGUAAAUUCAGUAAUUAUUUUGUCUUGUGGACUAUAUGUAAACAUCUGUUAUGUGAAAUAGCUUAUUCAGGGCAGUACUAAAUAAAAACAAAAUGCAAUUUUUAUGAUUGCUCUUAUUUUAUUUAUUUUUUUUAAAUAUUAUUAACAUGUUGCAGAGUCUGCAAGGUGUAUGUAAACUUACGACCACAACUGUAUACACUUAUUAAUUUUAGAUGUUGUCCUAAAGGUAUGCAAAUUUUUUUCUACUAUGUGCCUGAACAGAAAGAUUUUCUUUCAGGCUAUGUCUCUACCUCAAUUUUUUUUUUUUUUUUAAUGUUUGUUUAAUUUGUUGCUUCAUUUAUUAUACUGUAUUUUAUUAUUAUUUUUUUCCUCUUACAAGUUUCAACUUGCUUAACACAACCUUAACAACACGGUCAUUUGUUCUACCAAGUGCUUAUAAUAAACAUUAAAGCGACAGGCUGUGAAAUAAAUGAUCCAGUGUGGUAUUUGUUUUUCCACUUGCUUUCCACUAGUUUUCCUUAUCCUCUGCAGUUCACUCUCUCUCCACCAGAGGGCGCCGUUGCGUCUUUAUUCACACGUCACCCCGCCUAUAGAGCAGAAAUGCUCAUCAGUCAUCUCUACAGUAACUAUAACACCUUUUCAUAGUUUUUCUCACAAUAAUAACACCAAAUAUUCACUGUUAGACAUGUAAUGCACUACAUGGGACAAGCACUGUUUCAUAUAGCUACUGUUUCAUGUAGCUACAAAGCGUAUUUAUGGAGGUUAACGGCUCUGUUUGGGAUUCAGUGUCUCCUCCUGUAAUCUCUGAGGAUUUAUGGCUGAAUCCCAAACGGCUUGCUAUUCCCUAUAUAACCGCACUACACACCGGAAGCUAUAUAGUGCCCUAUAUAUGCAGAA